GCCAAGGCACUGAACAGCGGCGGCCAGCGCGUAACACGCUCCCGCCAGGCCCAGCCCUUUGCCGCCUCCGUGCAUUCGUCUGCAGCCCAGGAGCAGGGCUCAGCGCAAUGCUCAGCUUGGAGCCCAGGCCUGCGGCGGGCGCGGCGGGUGGCCGGGACGCAAGGAGUUAAGCGCGGGCAGCCGGGCCGGGCUGCGGGGAGGCGGCGGGCGCGGGAGCUCGGGCUGCAGACUGCUCCAGCAGGGCCGGGAGUGCGGGCGCCCGCGCAGCCCCAGCCUCCUGCCCGGGCUCAGCCUCACACAGCCCCAGCCCCGGCUUUUCGCGAUCUGAGCUCCGUACCCCGCGCUGCGCCCCUCUGGGCGCGGAGACCUCGGCGCAUCCCCAGUGCUACCCAACUCAUCCCUGAAGCUGUCACCUGUAAGACAGAAGAGAACAGAUGAGCCUAUCUACAGAGGAGGCUCGGCACUGAGCUGGCCACCUGGAAGCCCUCAGCAAAUACCAAUCACAGGGAUGUGUUGCUACCUAAGCCUGCUCCCUUCUCUUCCCAUUUCUGCCUCAGGCAGAUGAUGGCCAGUGGAUUUGGUUCCUGCAUCAGAGCGCACACCCUCAAAAGGUGGUAGCCCAGAAACCUGAAGCUUGACCAGAUGGAGGCCUUCCAGCACGAGUGCCCAGAAGGUGGCACACAGCUUGGUCGCCCAUCGAAGCUGGAGGAGAGGCCACUGUCAACGCCCUUAGUGAACUAAUCAGGCUCAACAGCCCAGAAGGGGCUGAGAAGGGGCGAGAGUGACCUGCAGUACUGGACUCCUCUCCCUUCCUCCUCACCAGAGUUCUUUAGCCAUACUCUGGGGAGAGGAACAAGAUGAGGGGAAAGGAGACCGCGUCUUGUAGGUCCCCUUUCUUGACCCCAAGCAGUUCACCUUGAGCUUGGGACUCAGAACCUCUGGCCUCCUCUCCUCUGGCCUCAGCCCAGCCUGCUUUCUGGCUACAGCGCGCCUCCAACGCAGGAGAGAGCUCAGAGUACCACGCCCUUGGAGUUGCAAACUACGGUGUCCUGGGAAGCCACGCCCUCCUCGCCCCUUCCCAGCCAUCAGCCCAGCCAGCCCUGAGCCAGUCCGGAAUGAUCCGGCUAUGGCCAAGCUCUGGUUCAAGUUCCAGCGUUGUUUCCGGUAUUUCCGCAGGAAACCCGUGCGCUUCUUUACCCUACUGGCUCUCUACCUGACCGCUGGUAGCCUCGUCUUCCUGCACGCGGGCUUCGUGGGCCAGCCUGCUGUGCCCCAGGAUCAGGCCAGCCCUGCAGCGGGGAGCCCGGCAGAAGGAGCCGAGCUACCCUUCCUGGGUGACUUGCACCUGGGCCGAGGCUUCCGGGACACGGGAGAGGCCUCCAGCAUCGCACGCAGGUACGGACCCUCAUUCAAAGGCAAGGAGACCGGCGAGAAAGCCAAGCUGAGCGACUACGGAGGAGCCUGGAGCCGAGCCCUCAAGGGGAGGGCUGUCCGGGAGAAGGAGAAGGAAAAAGAAGAGGAGAAAGCCAAGUACAUCGGCUGCUACCUGGACAACACCCAGAGUCGGGCCCUGCGAGGAGUAUCGUUUUUUGACUACAAAAAGAUGACAGUCUUCCGUUGCCAGGACAACUGUGCUGAACGGGGUUACCUGUAUGCUGGGCUGGAGUUCGGCGCCGAGUGCUACUGUGGCCACAAGAUCCAGGCAGCCAACGUGAGCGAAGCCGAGUGUGAUAUGGACUGCAAGGGCGAGCGAGGAAGCGUGUGUGGUGGGGUCAACCGCCUCUCGGUCUACCGCUUACAGCUGGCCCAGGAGUCUGCCCGCAGGUAUGGAAGUGCUGUAUUCAGGGGCUGCUUCCGCCGACCGAACAACCUCUCCCUGGCCUUGCCUGUGACAGUCGCCAUGCCAAACAUGUCUGUAGACAGGUGUGUGGACCUCUGCACAGAGAAGGAGUACCCCCUGGCAGCUCUCGCUGGCACCGCUUGCCACUGCGGGUUUCCUACGACGCGAUUCCCUCUUCAUGACCGGGAGGAUGAGCAGCUGUGUGCACAGAAGUGCAGUGCUGAAGAGUUUGAGAGCUGUGGGAACCCCAGCUACUUCAUUGUGUACCAGACACAGGUCCAAGACAAUCGGUGCAUGAACAGAAGAUUCCUCCCAGCCAAGUCUAAGAAGCUCAUCGCACUUGCCAGCUUCCCGGGCGCCGGCAACACGUGGGCCCGCCAUCUCAUUGAGCUGGCCACUGGCUUCUACACCGGCAGUUACUACUUCGAUGGCUCUCUGUACAACAAAGGGUUCAAAGGUGAGCGAGACCACUGGCGCAGUGGGCGGACCAUCUGCAUCAAGACCCAUGAGAGUGGCCAGAAGGAGAUUGAAGCCUUUGAUGCAGCUAUUCUGCUCAUCCGAAACCCCUACAAGGCCCUCAUGGCUGAGUUCAACCGCAAGUAUGGAGGCCACAUAGGAUUUGCUGCCCAUGCCCACUGGAAAGGCAAAGAGUGGCCUGAGUUCGUGAGGAACUAUGCCCCAUGGUGGGCCACACACACGCUGGACUGGCUCAAAUUUGGCAAGACAGUACUAGUGGUGCACUUCGAGGAUCUCAAGCAGGACCUCUUUGCCCAGCUGGGCCGAAUGGUCAGCCUGCUGGGUGUGGUGGUCAGGGAAGACCGGUUGCUGUGCGUGGAGAGCCAGAAGGACGGCAACUUCAAGCGCUCCGGGCUCCGCAAGCUGGAGUAUGACCCGUACACGGCCGAGAUGCGCAGGACCAUCGCCGCCUACAUCAGGAUGGUAGACACAGCACUGCGCAGUCGCAACCUCACAGGGGUGCCCGAUGCCUACGGCCCAAGAUGAUAGAUAGCCAGGGAGGGACCGAACAACCCCCGUGGCUCCAAGAGCUGACUUCCCUCUGGCAUGAAGACAACCCCGGGCUUCUGCCUGCCAUCAGAGAGGCCCCUCCGAUGCCUGGGGAGGAGACAACCAGGCACCUUUCCCUGACUGCUUGGUUUGGGGAGUCCAUAUCCCUGAUGUUGGGGAGAAAAGGGAAAUGUUUAUCAUGGAGACGGCAGUGGUUGGGAGGUUCUGAAUGUGACAGCUGAUAGACGGUUAUAUGCAGUGACCCUGCAGCUGACUGUGAGGGCCCCUGUCUUUUUCCCUGAGCAAGCACCGGCUUUCUGAUCCUCUGUGUGACAGACAGGUGUCUGGUAUGUGUCUCCAUGGCCUUAGAAGUCUGACUUCUGAGGUAGGAAGACCGGUGCUUUGGCACCACCGUGGGAGCUGCCCCCACAUGUGAGAUCCAAGCUGGGUACCGUUCCACCAGGACUGAAACUGUCCUUUCUGCCCACACUAUGUCUUGGGGUUGGGAGUGACUUUGGGAUUCUUGAUCCUUCUUCCAAAGUCCCUUAGGUACCAAAAACCAACCCAGCAGUUGGCCAUGUGCCGAAUACAGAGCCCCAGUGACCCAUAUUUUCAGGGUGGGAUCCAACAUGUCUAUCUUACACUGCCCCCCUGAGUCCCUUAACUGGGGAGUCCUUUACUACCCAGGGGAGCACAAAAGUGCUCCAACUCAGAAGGUGGCACACUCAAAAUAGCCCCCUACCUGCCAAGACAUCAGCCUCCCUUCCCUUGCAUAUAGCCCAACAGGGCCAGUCCCUACUGGGGACUCCUUAGAAAUGGGGUAAUGGAUGGCCCUCCAUUUUCACAGCACCACCGCUCUCGACGCUGAGACACCAAACCAAAGGAUUUCUGACUUAGGUCACUGGUCAUGUUUUCAAGCGCAUGCAUCCAGGAUCCUGUCUCCCCACCUUGGAUCCCUGCGGCUUCCCCUCCAGCCCACACCUUCAUCAUUUCCACUGCACAGAAACAAAAGCCAUAGUCACAGCCCCCUUGCUCUUCUGUCUGGAGCAGCUCCCCGCCCGCAGCUUUGGGGGCAAACACUCAUUCCCAGCUAGCCAAGGAACCCAGGAGAAGGUUCAUGAAAAGAGAUAUAUUUUUUUAAGAGGAAUAUGACCAAGACAUUCUGCCCCUUGGAUACUGGCCACGCAAAAAGGAAGGGCCAGAGACUCUACCUGAUUCCCUUCUCCAGUGCCCUCAUCUGGAGGCUUUGGACCACCCCAGGGCUCGGCCAGAGGGCUCUGAAUGUAUUUUGUAUGGUGUUUUUUCCCUCCAGGCUCAUUUUUAGUUUUCUUUUACUGGGUAGCAGAUGACCACCUCUCCCCUCCAGUUUGGAGGUCAUUCUCUCUGGCUCCAGAACCUGGACCAGUUCCUUGCUAGUGGCCACCUCUGGUCACGAACUUUCUGUUCAAAGAUUCCUCAGGUCAAUGCGAUCAUUAAAGAGUUUUGUUGCUAAUUCUACAAUGUGGCCCUGUUGUAGAUGCUGCGCUCACAGAUGAGACGUUUUCUUGGGUGUGUGUGAGAGAGAGAGAAGAGAAUAUCCAAGAAAGGGCUGAGGUGUGAAAUUCUCUGCGCUUGUGCACAGAUGUGGAAGACGUGUUCUUAAAAGGUCUCUUCUGUAUAUGUGAGUGACAGAGGCCCCGUGUGGCUGCUGUACAUGUCUCCUCACUAGGGGAGCCAGUGACAAAGAGACA
Microtus oregoni (creeping vole) is the source of this 4575-nucleotide messenger RNA. RefSeq names its product WSC domain containing 2 (gene Wscd2). Lineage: Eukaryota; Metazoa; Chordata; Mammalia; Rodentia; Cricetidae. The transcript has 10 exons. The coding region runs from base 1127 to 2842 and encodes 571 amino acids. The record is from RefSeq and is a predicted model, not a curated record.